Molecule: messenger RNA, 759 nt
Organism: Bufo bufo (common toad)
Lineage: Eukaryota; Metazoa; Chordata; Amphibia; Anura; Bufonidae
Product: olfactory receptor 2A25-like
Exons: 1
Coding region: 1-759 (252 amino acids)
Biological process (GO): G protein-coupled receptor signaling pathway
Cellular component (GO): membrane
Molecular function (GO): olfactory receptor activity; G protein-coupled receptor activity
Source: RefSeq, a predicted model, not a curated record
AUGUACUUCUUCAUCUCACAACUGUCCAUCAGUGACAUCAUAUUGAUCACAGAUAUUGUACCCAACAUGCUCCAUAUCCUACUGCAUAAUAGGGCAACCAUUACAUUUGCUGGCUGUAUCACUCAGCUUUUUUUUUUCUGUGCAUCAGAAACAUUUGAGUGUCUUCUUCUCACAGUGAUGUCUUAUGACCGAUGCGUGGCGAUCUGUAAUCCCCUCCGGUACACCUCUAUAAUGACCAGUGAAUAUUCUGUGGAACUGUCUAUCACCUCUUGGUUACUCGGGUUUUCCCUCAUAUUUAUUGAAACCAUAUCAAUAUCAAUGCUGAAAUUUUGUGGGCCAAAAAUCAUAGACCAUUUCUUCUGUGAUCUUCUUCCAUUGCUAGAAAUUCCAUGCUCUGACACCUUUAUUAUCCAGUUUGAAGUCUUCUUACAAAGCAUACCAUCUGUUUUCAUACCAACCAUAAUAAUAAUUUAUUCUUAUGUUAAUAUUGUUCUUAACAUCUUGAGGAUCCAAAUUCAUACUGGUAGACAGAAAGCCUUCUCCACCUGUAGCUCCCACCUCACUGUGGUCUCUAUAUUUUACUGGACUCUGUUCAGUGUGUAUGUCAUUCCAAGAAGAGGGCAAGCAUCGACCAUGAGUAAAGUCCUAUCCCUGCUGUAUACUGUAUUUACUCCUAUGAUUAACCCCAUAAUAUAUAGUUUGAGAAAUAAAGAGAUUAACAAAGCCAUAUAUGACUUAAUCCAUAAAUAUAUUAUCUAA